UCAACGGAGUAGAAUGUGGUGUACGCAUAGCUCGUGUGCUAUGCGCUCUUCAACUUUACCAUCCGAAUCACUUUGAAUCAAAACAAACGACUGCACACAUUUAAAAUCAAAACAAAUCACUUAAAACGAUCAGUCUAUAAAUCAGUUUGUAAAACGAUCACAGUGUAGUUACAUUGAAAGCCAAUUCGGUCUUAAGUUGACCGACAGUAUUUAUUAGUGUAAGAUUGUUUAUAGUGAAUGUGUUUUUCAGUUUUUGUUGCAAACGGUGACACAAAAUCCACACCAUGCCUUCCGGAUAUCGAUCUAAUGGAAUAAUUCAUCCGCCAAAUGGGCACAUCAAUGGUGGUUUGAAAAUGCGGUCGUGGACAAACGGUGGAACACAUUUGAAUGGACAAAUCGAUCAUAUGUCAACUUUGUCACGGCCCCGUUCCAUUGAAGCAAUAUCAAACGGAACUCUACCAAAUAAUAAUCGACAUUGUAAUGGUGGUUUAUCGCGCGGAUCUGGUCUACACGAAGACUCCGACUUUCCACCAAAUUAUACAAAAUCAUUGUCACGACGAAAACCAAUCGUAUGGAUGCGACCUCACGAUAUGUCAUCUCGUCCGCAAUUUCGAUUGUCAAUGCCAGGUUCGGUUUUAACGUCACGUGAACUACCGGAGAUUGCUGGACCGGGAGAUCCAAAUUUACUUGCCGCUAUUGGAUGUUUAUCUCAAUUUCCACGAUUAAUGGAACGUGUUGUGCCACCCGAUCAGACAUUUGAUGCAGCAAAUGGAUAUUGCGGUAUGUUCAGGUUUCGCUUUUGGCAAUGGGGUCGUUGGAUUGAAGUGAAAGUUGAUGACCGUUUGCCAACGCGCGGUGAUCGACCGGCUCACAUGCAUUGCGCUCAGAUCGAUGUGUAUUGGGCGGCUCUACUAGAAAAAGCUUAUGCCAAAUUGUAUGGAGGAUAUGCAUUUUUAAAAUAUGGCACAAUUGGGAGAGCAUUACAAGACCUAACCGGCGCUGUUGUACAAAGUGUUCCUCCGUCUGGGCCUUUACUGGGAGGUGCCGUUCCCAGAUCAACGCUUCUAUUGGCGAUAACAGAAAAGGGUACAAAACAUCGUCGUUCUGGACUUUUAUCAGACCAUCCUUAUUGCGUUACGGGUUUGGCUCGAGUACGAACAACACAAUCGGCCAUGGAUUCACAGAACGGUAUCAAUGCACCACAUGACACAAAUCUCGUUCGCUUGAGAUCACCUUGGGCUGGGAGUGAAUAUGGUGGCAUUUGGGGCGGUGCAUGGAGCGAACGAUCAUGGGAAUGGAAUGCAUUGAGUGAUAGAGAUCGUGAAUUACUUGCAUCUAGAUCACAGCACGAAGGAGAAUUUUGGAUGGCGGUGCCGGAGUUUUUACAACGGUUUUCAGUCAUUUGGCUGGCUCACAUCGGACCCGAUGAUUGGGCACUUGAGACAGGCCUUCAUUCGAGAACUCCAUGGCGAGCCGCACUUGCAUUUCGACAAUGGAGAGCUGGAUUCAACGCUGGUGGUCCUCACAAAUGCAUCGAAACGAACGCUACAAAUCCACAAUUUCGGAUACGUGUGCCGAGCGGUCAUCCAUCGAAAGCGCAUGUAGUUGUUGCCGUUGCCCAAAAAUAUGAGUGCUAUCGAAGCCGGAUGUUUGAAGAAGAACAAGUUGGAUUUUGCAUAUAUGAAGUUCCACCGGGAAUGGCUCGAGUAACACCGCAAUAUGUUAGUGAACAAAUGCCUCUUGACCAUGCACCGUUACAAAAUGCACGUGAAGUGGCCACAUUUUUUGCAUUGCCGGCCGGUGAUUUUGUUGUGAUGCCAAAUUCCGUUCAACAUCGAGAAGGUUCUUUUCUACUACGUAUUUUAGCCGAUCAGCACGCUGAUGUUUGGGAAAUUAAUGAAGAUAAUUUGGUCGUGCACAGCAUUACAAGCGAUUUUGGUGAUGAUCGAACUGCAGAAUAUCAACGUUUACUGUACAAACUUCGUGCACGAUACCCAAUGGAAAUCGACGCAACACAACUGCAAAAUAUUGUUCGAAGUAUACAUUGUGGUGGAACAUUGAGAUUGCGAACAAUCGGAGGUCCAUCACUUGAUUUAUGUCGGUCACUAUUGGCAUUAAGAGAUCCUGCAUUGGGCGGACGCGUAUCACUUGAUUACGUCCCAAUUUUAAUUAAUCUACUAAAAUUUUGGAAGUCUGCAUUCCGUCGAUGUGGCACAGUUGGCACACUGUCACUUAGUCGCAGCACAUGGAAUGUUAAAGUAUCAUCAUACAAUUUACGCAGUUUACUAUGGGCUGGAGGUGCAACAGCCAGCAACAAAGUAAUAGAAGCACUCGUUGGACGAUUUACACGCAAUAAAUUUAUUACGCUUGAGGGUUAUCUGAUGUCAAUGACUAGGCUUCAUUUGGCACAUGAGCGUUUUCAUAGUUUGGACGCAAAAGCCAAAGCAAAUCCGCUAACGCUUGAAGAAAUGAUACUGAUGACCAUUUAUUCAUAAGGCAUUCCUGUGCACAACCUUCGUUAUUAUGGAACAUAUCCACAAAUUAGAUGAACCUCUAGAGAGUUGAUGUUUUAGCAUUAUUAUGAAUUAAAGCAUACAAUCCACUUUCAUCAUUCAGCCAAAGAAAUAAAAGUUUAAAUUGUUUUUUUUUCUGCAUAUUUCAGUCAAAAUUGAAUUGAGCAGGGGAUUUUCCAUUUCCAUUUACAAUAGAUUUCCUCUCCUUGAUUACGUUAGUUUUUAUAUCGAUUUCCUAGUUAAAGCAUUUUAAUGCUUACACAUCAAAACAA
Messenger RNA from Contarinia nasturtii (swede midge), 2785 nucleotides. RefSeq names its product calpain-11-like. The transcript has 17 exons. The record is from RefSeq and is a predicted model, not a curated record. Gene Ontology annotation, molecular function: calcium-dependent cysteine-type endopeptidase activity. NCBI's taxonomy places the organism in Eukaryota, Metazoa, Arthropoda, Insecta, Diptera, Cecidomyiidae. Gene Ontology annotation, biological process: proteolysis. The coding region runs from base 285 to 2495 and encodes 736 amino acids. Gene Ontology annotation, cellular component: cytoplasm.